AUGCUACAAAAUAGCGACACCGAAUUUGAUAAUCAGACAGAAGUAAUCACAACAAAUAGUAAUAUUAACUUCAGUAAUUACAAUACUCUAGCUGGGCAAUUGGCACUUAAUCAACCAGAGAAGUCAUUAACUUCAUCUACAGCUACAACAUCCACACCGGUUCUUCCAACAACUGCAGCUGAAUACGUUAUUCAAUAUAUAAAUGACUCUGAUGUGGCAACACAAAAUACUAAUUUCGAAAUACAAAUUCCAACACAAAUACAGCAAAACACUGAUGUGAAUCAGAUUGAAAAUUACCUAAAAUUUAUUUUAGACAAUCAAAUAAAUAUGACACAAACCAUAAAUGUUCUAAUGGACAACCAGAAAAAAAUGUUACACAAAUCCGCAAGUCUAUCAGUGCAAAUAGAUUACGAGUUUUCCAAGUGUGACCAUACUAAAAAUACAGACGUGGUUACACUGGGCAAAUCCAACGAGAUUGAAAAUGAUACUUUUGUCAUAAAACGUAUUGAUUCAGUUAAAGAGCUAGAAGAAUUGGAAUCACUUUUAACUGACAAGCAGCAAAAAAAUAAACUGCUGAAGCAAUACUCUUUCGAGAACAAACAAGAUACACCUAAAAAUUCCAAUCAAACAAAUCAAACCACCAACCAAGUUGAAAGCGUCAUGAUUGUUGCAGACGGCGACGCUACAAAUGAAACAAAAAAUACCACGGAAGAUGUUACAGAGGAAAGAGAAGAAGACGAGGAGAAGGAAGAGUCCCUUUGUUAG
This is a messenger RNA of Arctia plantaginis, 765 nucleotides long. The record is from the annotation of a GenBank genome assembly. NCBI's taxonomy places the organism in Eukaryota, Metazoa, Arthropoda, Insecta, Lepidoptera, Erebidae.